Molecule: messenger RNA, 183 nt
Organism: Ordospora pajunii
Lineage: Eukaryota; Fungi; Microsporidia; Ordosporidae
Exons: 1
Coding region: 1-183 (60 amino acids)
Source: RefSeq, a predicted model, not a curated record
AUGGAAAAGAGAGAAGAAAUGAACAAAAAACUCGAAGAGAAGCUCAAGAAGUAUGAAGACAGCAUUAUGCAUGUGAUAUCAUAUAACAAAAAGCUGAAAGAAGCAUUGGAAAACAUUAAAGCAGAAGAAAGAUUGACUUUCGAGUGGCUUUCUAUGCUCUCAAAUUCCCACCAGAAAGACUGA